Messenger RNA from Saitoella complicata NRRL Y-17804, 2088 nucleotides. RefSeq lists its product as uncharacterized. Gene Ontology annotation, biological process: regulation of DNA-templated transcription. Bases 135 to 1823 code for a protein of 562 amino acids. Gene Ontology annotation, molecular function: zinc ion binding; DNA-binding transcription factor activity, RNA polymerase II-specific. The record is from RefSeq and is a predicted model, not a curated record. The transcript has a single exon. NCBI's taxonomy places the organism in Eukaryota, Fungi, Ascomycota, Saitoellomycetes, Saitoellales, Saitoellaceae.
CAACCUUAAACUCCAACGUGCGAUAAUUCUCCGAUUUCUGUUACAUACCAGACGUUGCGGACUCAGUUGUUCUGCCAUCGCAUUGGGCAGUGUGAAAUCUUCCUUCGCCGUUAAGCGUUCUUACCAAACAAUCAAUGGCUUCGCCAACUCCCGUCCGUCGUGCCUGCGACGGCUGCAAGAUCCGCAAAGUCAAGUGCUCCAAUGCCGAGAUCAGCAUCUCAAUUCAGCUUGGAGUCAUCCCCAUAUCCUCCUCCCCAUGCCAACAAUGCGUCGGCGCUGGGAUCGACUGCACCUACCUCCGCGUACCCGGCAAGACCGGACCCCGCCGACCGCGAAUGCGCACCAUAGAGGCGAUUGAAAGACAGAAAGCGAUGUAUGGAGCUCCGUACGAACGUCCUCCUGCUAUGCGAUCACCUAUACUUGCGCGAAGUCCUGUCCAUUCUCUCUUGAACCCACCGGACUCGCCCUCCAUGCCGAUCCGCGAUGCAUCCUCCGUUUCCUCAGAUGACACGGGCUCGGCAAGCGCAUCGUGCUUUGGUCCCCAGCGACAAGAUGAGUGGGUUGCAUUGUCGUCACUUAAGACCUAUAUCCAGAUAUACAGACACCGAACAUACCCGAUCUGGCCGAUCAUCUCGGCAUCAGAUCUGGAAGCUGCGCUUGCUAUUUCCCCACGAGAUCCAGAACUGUACUGUUUGGCUACCGCGCUCUGCGCGGCCACUAUCGCACAACUCCAGCUCGCAACAUCUGGUACCGCGACCGGCGAUCUCCUUAUCAAAGAAUGCCUCCGCGUCCGCCAAACCUUCGACUACCCCAAAGAAGCCACCGAACCCGGCGCUUUAACCUCCUUCUUCCUUCACGUCUACUACGCCUCCGAAAGUGGCUGGACACACAAAUCCAUCACAUACCUCCGCGAAGCAAUCACCUUCACCCAACUCCUCGAACUUCACAAAGAGUCAACAUACGCCGCAUACUCAGAUCCACGCGACCGGCGUCGCUUACGCCGGUUAUUCUGGUUACUAUACGUGACGGAGCGUGGACCAUCCAUGCACGGGAACCUUCCUGCCGUAUUGGCACCUACAAUCUCCCUCCCCUCAACCAAUGAUCCAGACGUCGAUGACCCUACAGUCCUAACAGGCUUCGUCUCUCUCGUCCACCUCUUCGCAAGCCUCGACACAUCCUUCUUCCACCCGCACGACGAAACCGCACCGAACCCAAAUCUCUCACGAACAUGGCUCACGGACCUCGGGAAACGACUCUCGAGACCCCUCCCGAUCACGACGGAUAGCUCCGAGACCCAGAGGGCGGAUAUCCUCAUUACGCAACAAUGGAUGCGAACACUCGCUUGGCAGAUGGGACUUAAACAAGGCUGUUGUGGACCGAGUGCGAAAGCGGGCGCCGAACCCGAAGCGGGUGUGACCCUCACACUCCCGAAAGAGAUCGCGGUCGAUGUAUUAAAAGUCACCUCCAAGCUCUCCUUUGAUGCGAUUCGUGCUCAUGGGCCAGGAAUGGAACUCAAACUUUUCGAGGUCACGAACGCGCUCGCGGACGUGAUUAUGUGCACACCUUCCCCUCCUUCUCCUGCGAAUGCAUUAACUCAGUCGGGCAAGGCAGACUCGAGAGAGGUUUUCGGGGCGCUGUGUAGGCUGUUAUCAAAGCUUCCAGUGCAUAAUACGUGCAUUGGUGAUCUACUAAAGGGGAAGGCCGCGAGGAUAUUCGAUGUAGAUGGAAUACCAGGGUCGUUGAACCAUGCAAUUCCAUUGUUCGAGGAAGUCGGGGAAGACCACGAAGACGAUCAGCGAAGGAGGUCAUGGAGUACUUCUUGACUACGAAAGCUAUGGGAAUAUGCACGUACAUAGGUGAAGAACGAAAGUCGGAUUUUCGGUAGGUAUCACUAGGUAUCAUCAAUAUCACACAUACCCUCCUUUCCCCUACCCACUCCGAAAAAUGCCCUAACAAUACACCCUCGGUAACUCAGCACGCCCGAUCAAGCAUCGCACAAUCCUUCCUAAACUCCGCCACAGUCAACGUCUCCAAAUGCUUCGUCCCACACCCCUUCGGCACAAUCGUCUCCAUCUGAAUCCCCUCCUU